AUUAAAUCCACUCCAAAGCAACAUUUAAUCAAACUUUGUUAUUGAUCAGUCAGUCGAAAUGUUUGCGAACACAGUGUGCGAACACAGCAAGAACGAGGAUUAAACGGUACAGGAGAAAGGUUUUAUCUUUCUAGCAUCAAAUUUAUGCCAACGAUUCAGAACGAGAUUGGAAGAUUAGACGAAAGGCGGAGAAGUAAAGAACGAGAGGUAGAAAAUCAUUGACCGGUCGAGACUUCAGGACAAUAAUGUACAUGCGAGUGAAACAAUGUAUAGGAAGCGGAGUGAUUAAGAAAUUGUACGUUCGAUCUUGUGCGACUGAUUCAAGUCAUGUUGAAGAAAUCGAACCGAAACCUUUUGAAGACAUUCCAGGACCGAGAUCUUUACCCAUUAUUGGCACGUUGUAUAAAUAUUUGCCUUUUAUCGGUGAAUACAGUUUCGUUAAAAUGCAUACGAAUGGUUUAUUGAAACUAAAGCGAUACGGACCUUUAGUGCGAGAAGAAAUAGUACCAGGUGAAUCAGUGGUAUGGGUGUUUCGACCGGAAGAUAUCGCGAAAAUUUUCAAAGCCGAAGCGGGUUUACAUCCCAAAAGAAGAUCUCACCUGGCACUUUUUAAGUAUAGAAAAGACAGAAGUAACAUCUACAACAGUGGAGGUCUUAUAGCCACAAAUGGCACUGAAUGGUGGAGAUUACGCCGUGAAUUUCAAAAGGUCCUUAGUAAACCACAAAAUGUCAUCGAUUAUUUGGAGGAUACUGAUCUCGUUGUUCAGGAAUUCGUACGGCUCUGUUCCCGUGAAAAAACCGAUGAUUUCUUGCCGUUAUUCUCGCGUCUUUUCCUUGAAUUGAUGUGUCUCGUUGUCUUUGACAUAAAAAUGGAGAGCUUAUCAAAAGAAGAAAGACAUGAAAAGUCCCGGAGUUCAAGACUUAUCAAUGCAGCAUUUACAACAAACAGCGCAAUUUUGAAACUAGACAACGGUCCAAUGCUUUGGCGAUUUUUCGAAACACCAUUGUACAAAAAAAUGCGCAAAGCCCAAAAUUAUAUGGAAGAAGUAGCGCUGGAAAUGGUUACUCAGAAAAAUCAGGACACAUCAAUUUGUCGAAAACAAUCGCUUCUCGAGCAGUAUUUGAAAAAUAAAACUUUAGAUAUCAAGGAUAUUGUGGGCAUGGCAUGUGACUUCUUGCUCGCUGGCGUGGAUACCACGACAUAUAGCACGGCAUUCGCUUUAUAUCAUCUAGCAAGAAAUACAGAUGUCCAAGAAAAGCUAAGAUCGGAAGCUACGGCUUUAUUAAUAAAUCGUACUUCUCCAAUAACAGCAGAGACUUUGAGAAACGCCAUAUACACUAAAGCUGUAAUAAAGGAAACUUUUCGCAUGAAUCCUAUCUCCGUAGGAAUAGGCCGUAUUCUGCAAACCGAUGUGAUUCUUAGCGGAUAUCGCGUUCCCCGAGGGACUGUCGUUGUCACGCAAAACCAAGUAAUUUGUCGACUUCCUGAAUAUUUUGACGAACCAAAUUCGUUCAUACCAGAAAGAUGGUUACGCGAUAGUAAUGGAACAGAUAAAAUUAUAAAAGAAAAAUCUAUAAAUCCAUAUAUAGUAUUGCCCUUUGGUCACGGUCCACGAUCGUGUAUCGCGAGACGAUUCGCGGAACAGAACUUGCAAGUCCUCUUACUUCGGAUAUGCAGAAAUCUGCGGUUUACAUGGUGUGGAGAAUCCCUCGGUUCACUAUCGUUAUUAAUAAAUUUACCUGAUAAGCCGAUUAAAAUAAAAUUCGAAGACUUAUGCACGUAGAAAAUCUAGAUAUUGGGAUUACAAUUAUACUCUCGAAGAUCUUUGUAUGAGAAACAAUAGUUUAUUA
Messenger RNA from Camponotus floridanus (Florida carpenter ant), 1851 nucleotides. RefSeq names its product cytochrome P450 302a1, mitochondrial (gene dib). The transcript has 10 exons. The coding region runs from base 246 to 1784 and encodes 512 amino acids. The record is from RefSeq and is a predicted model, not a curated record. Gene Ontology annotation, molecular function: iron ion binding; oxidoreductase activity, acting on paired donors, with incorporation or reduction of molecular oxygen; monooxygenase activity. Lineage: Eukaryota; Metazoa; Arthropoda; Insecta; Hymenoptera; Formicidae.